Messenger RNA from Arabis nemorensis, 489 nucleotides. Lineage: Eukaryota; Viridiplantae; Streptophyta; Magnoliopsida; Brassicales; Brassicaceae. The record is from the annotation of a GenBank genome assembly.
AUGGUUCUCAAGACGGAACUUUGUCGUUUCAGUGGCCACAAGAUUUACCCAGGCAGAGGAAUUAGAUUUAUCCGAUCUGAUUCUCAGGUGUUUUUGUUCAUUAACUCGAAGUGUAAGAGAUACUUUCACAACAAGUUGAAGCCUUCCAAGCUUUCAUGGACGGCCAUGUACAGGAAGCAACACAAGAAGGAUGCAGCUCAAGAGGCUGUGAAGAAGAGGAGACGUGCCACCAAGAAGCCAUACUCAAGGUCCAUUGUUGGUGCUACCUUGGAAGUGAUUCAGAAGAAGAGAGCUGAGAAGCCUGAAGUUCGUGAUGCUGCAAGAGAAGCUGCUCUACGUGAGAUCAAGGAAAGAAUCAAGAAGACGAAAGAUGAGAAGAAAGCUAAGAAGGCAGAGUUUGCUUCUAAGCAACAGAAGGUUCAGGCAAAGAUCCCCAAAGCUGCUGCAACCAAGGGUCCUAAGUUGGGAGGUGGUGGUGGUAAACGCUGA